Chironomus riparius is the source of this 1300-nucleotide messenger RNA. The record is from the annotation of a GenBank genome assembly. Lineage: Eukaryota; Metazoa; Arthropoda; Insecta; Diptera; Chironomidae.
UUCGUUCAAACGUCUGAAUGGAAAGCAGUUUGUUGAGUGCAAAAAAUAUUUUUUAAUAAUCAGCACAAAAUGGAUAUAACAAAAAUAAUGGAAAAUGAGUACAAAGCAGCUGACACAGCAUCAGAAACAAAUCCUCAAUACAAAUUUAAAUUGUUGCAAAUUACAUUUAAAGUGAUUGUGCUGAUAAUACUUGACACAAUCAAGUUCUUCACGAGAUUCUUCCAAACGCAUCAACAACCUGAUAAAAUUGCAAACCAAUUGGCAUUAGUGACAGGCGGUGGUAAUGGUUUGGGUAAAGCACUUUGCUAUCGCCUUGCACGAGAGAAAUGUGAUCUUGCAAUUGUUGAUAUUGAUUAUAAUGCAGCACAACGUACGGCAAAUGAAAUUAGUGUGGAAUUUAAUGUGAAGUGUAAGGCGUAUCAGUGCGAUAUUUCGAAUAAUUUGGCAAUUUUGAAAUUGAAGGAUGACAUAGAGAGUGAAAUGCGGAGUGUUGACAUUUUAGUGAAUAAUGCGGGACUUUUGUAUGUGACAAAUUUCAUGACAUCUAAAAUUGAUGAGAUUCAGAAAACAAUUCAAGUGAAUUUAACGUCACACAUUAUGAUGACUCGAACGUUUCUUAAUCGAAUGAUUGAAAGACAAAAUGGAAGAAUUUUGACAAUUUGUUCAUUAGCCAGUCUGUUCACAGCACCAACAUUGACUGUCUAUUGUGCAACAAAAACGGGAUUAAAAGGAUUUAUGGAUUGUCUUUCGGAUGAGCUUUAUCUCAACAAUUAUCACAAAUUCAUAAGAUUAACAUCAAUUUAUCCAGAUUUUAUAAAUACGAGACAAGAAGUUUCAGACACUCUUGAUCAGAUGAAGCAUUUCCUGCCUAGAUUAACACCUGAGAAAGUUGCUGAUGAAGCUGUUCGUGGAAUGUUGAGGAAGAAACAAAAUGUCGUUGUUAGUGAAUUGAAAUCUGUGUUCAGUUCUUUAAAAUACCUUCCAAAGAACGUAAAAAAAUACGUAGUAACAAAAGUGCUGAACUUUGACUCAUUUUAUAAGCAAGACUAAUUCCAAAUUUCCACCAAAAAAUAAAUUCAAUCACUUUGAAUAUUCAUAAUAUUAUUAGCAUUUACAUGGAAAUUUCAAUUAGCUGCAAUGAAUGCACAUAAAGUAUUAAGAGAAAAACAAAUCUUAUCUUCAAACCACGUGUCUGGAUCAAAGGUUAUCGAUUUCCACAAAUGCAAACAUCAACGUUCAUUCAUCAUCAGCAUUCAUUUCAGUCAUCGUGUGAAUAUAAGAAAGUAAAAAAUAAAUAAAU